Molecule: messenger RNA, 399 nt
Organism: Akanthomyces muscarius
Lineage: Eukaryota; Fungi; Ascomycota; Sordariomycetes; Hypocreales; Cordycipitaceae
Exons: 3
Coding region: 1-399 (132 amino acids)
Source: RefSeq, a predicted model, not a curated record
AUGAAAUAUUGGCCAGGGCGUAUCUUUGAGAGUGCAUUCGCGUUUGUUAGCCCCCGUGCCAUUAAUCAACGUCGUCAAAAUCUACAUCCAACCCAAAUCACUGCAUUUUUCGAUCAAUCGACCGCGUUCUUAUACCCCUUCAUCUUCAUCAAACUCGUGGUACUGUGGGCUGCUUACCAGGAGAAACGCCUGAGAAGCCCGCUGCGGCUCCGACUGAAUGGUCGCUCGUCGGCGCCGGUCAUAAAGCCUCGUAACACGACAUUUGGCGGGAGCGAUCUACGCACUACUUUCAACGACGACCUCGACCCAGCGCCAUCAACCUCGAUCCUUCCCCAUGACUGCAGUCGCCAAUCCACUAGCGUUCCCUCAAGUGUCGCGUUCAUCAUGGGGUACUAUUAA